AUGCUGCCAGUGCUUGCUGUCUGCCUUUGGCUGGGACCAGCCGCCUUGUUGCAGGGAGCACCGUGCGAACGUGUCAGAAUCCCGAUGUGUAAAACAAUGCCCUGGAAUAUCACUCGGAUGCCCAACCACCUUCAUCACAGCACGCAGGAGAAUGCUAUUCUCGCCAUCGAGCAAUACCAGGAACUGGUGGACACCAACUGUAGUCCACUGCUGCGCUUCUUUCUAUGCGCAAUGUACGCACCCAUCUGCACGUUCGAGUUCCUUCACGACCCCAUCAAACCGUGUAAGUCCGUUUGCCAGACGGCAAGAGACGGUUGCGAACCUCUUAUGAGAAGGUACAACCACAGCUGGCCGGAGAGUCUGGCAUGCAGCGACCUGCCUGUUUAUGAUCGGGGGGUUUGCAUCUCUCCGGAGGCAAUUGUCACUGAUGGGCUUGCAGAUGCCAUGUGGAUGGACAUCACCCGCGAUAUGAUCGUACUGGAGCCUGCUGACUGCAAGAGUUGGAACGCAGGUCGUUGUAAAUGUAAAAAAAUUAAACCAACGCUGAAAACAUACUUGGAAAAGAACUAUGAUUAUGUUAUCCGAGCCAAAGUAAAAGAUGCGAGCAGAAGUGGUUGCAAUGAAAUCACCACAGUGGUGGAGGUUUUAGAGACAUUCAAGUCAUUGGUACCUAUCCUGCAGACUCACAUAACCCUUCUUACCAACUCUUCGUGCUCAUGUCCUCAACUGCCACAUAACCAUGACCUGCUCAUUAUGUGCUAUGUGUUGCAUUCACGACUGAUGCUCUUUAAUGGAUGUUUAGCUGAAAAAUGGAAAGAUCAAUGGUCUAAACGACUUAAGCGCUGGGAACAAAGACUAGAUCAGCAACAGCAGAUGCGUAUCAUGCAAGAAAGAAAGCAAAAUGCAGGACGUAGUGAACACAGUGGUGGUCCAAAGUCAAAUUCAAAGAAUGCAAAUAAAACUCCUAGCAACCCCAGGAAGAUCAACAAAAAUAAAGGCAAGAAGGAAGCCAAGGAAGUAUGA
Hemiscyllium ocellatum (epaulette shark) is the source of this 1023-nucleotide messenger RNA. RefSeq names its product secreted frizzled-related protein 4-like. The coding region runs from base 1 to 1023 and encodes 340 amino acids. The record is from RefSeq and is a predicted model, not a curated record. The transcript is spliced from 6 exons. Gene Ontology annotation, biological process: canonical Wnt signaling pathway; non-canonical Wnt signaling pathway. Gene Ontology annotation, molecular function: Wnt-protein binding. Gene Ontology annotation, cellular component: cytoplasm. Lineage: Eukaryota; Metazoa; Chordata; Chondrichthyes; Orectolobiformes; Hemiscylliidae.